Messenger RNA from Biomphalaria glabrata, 7124 nucleotides. Its product is annotated as OTU domain-containing protein 5-B-like. NCBI's taxonomy places the organism in Eukaryota, Metazoa, Mollusca, Gastropoda, Planorbidae. Gene Ontology annotation, biological process: protein deubiquitination. Gene Ontology annotation, molecular function: K63-linked deubiquitinase activity; cysteine-type deubiquitinase activity. The coding region runs from base 728 to 2389 and encodes 553 amino acids. The record is from RefSeq and is a predicted model, not a curated record. The transcript is spliced from 10 exons.
AUUUUUUAGACUAGACUCCCUAAGGAAGAUGAUAUCCAUUUCACUGCAUAAGAGUAUUCGCCCUUUUGAUGGCGCUGUCGAUGUAAAUAGACAAAUUACGUCACAGUGAAGACGCCAUACGCUUGCGAUUUAUUGUUUGUUUUUAUUGUUAACGCAGUAUUUUAGCAAAUCAAUUGUUUCUUCUAUUUCACAUUCCUAAUUUAGAAUUUAGUUAGGUUGAUUUGAUAAAGUCAAUGGUUUUUAUCGUGUUUAGUUCGGGUCAACUUUACUGUCACGGUGGCGUCGGUGGAGUCUCAGUCUAGCUGUAGCCCUGACUGUAGCUGUUGCUAACCUAAAUCUAGUAGAUCUACAUCUAUAUUAAUAAUAUUAUUUAUUAUAGUAUUAGUAGAUCUAUAAUGAAUCUAUAUACUAUAUACAGAAUAAUAUAGAUCUACUAGACUAGAGGCUCGAGUCUUGACUCGACUAGAAAUAGAUUAAUAGAAUCAGAAUCAAAUCUAGUUCUAGUCUAACCCUACGACCUACCCUACGAUUAGAAUAGUUGAUCUAGAUUCUACGAAAUAAAACGUAUAAUCUUGACUAGAUCUAGAUCUACUUUACUAAUUUCUCUAGAGUCUAAGUCUAGGCUAGGGGAGUAGGAACUACUAGGAUCUAGAGUCUAAUCAGAUUCGACACAGUGAGUCUGAGUCAAUAUUCACUAAUAAAGUAGGCGACAGCCGUCAAGUGAGAAAUGACCAUCAAACCAAAAAAGAAGGUUGUUAAAGAGAAAAAUGAUACAGAAACUACUGAUCCCCAUUCAGCUGUUGGCCACCCCCAUGGUCAUGGCCUUUCACUCCAGCAUGGUCAUUAUCAUCUCAGCAGUAACUCUGAAAAUAGGCUUGAAAAGACACCUCGAGUUAGGACAUCACCCACACGAUGGCUACCAUCAACAUCUGGCCGAGAUGAUUUAUCACACUCUCUUUCUGGAUUGACCCAAUCACUGUCUUCAAGCACAUCUUAUGAGUUUGAUGGACAUGAAGCCCCAUCAAAUCAUAAAAGACGCCAUCGUUCAUCACCCCACAGAACUAUUCGAAAACAUCGCAAUAAUCAUGUGCCUAAUCCAGGUGCUCUUCCUAACAAUACAAACAAUCUACCACAUUUAGGAACAAAUGUUGAAGAAUGUGAUGAAGAAUAUAAUAGUGAAGAUGAACAUAGUCAACCUCCAGCAGUUCCAGAAAAUAUCAAUGAGCUUGAGCAGUGGUUUGAAAAAGCUUUAAAAGAAAAAAAAGGAUUUAUAAUCAAGAAAAUGGGAGAGGAUGGGGCAUGUUUGUUCAGAGCAGUAGCUGAUCAGGUUUAUGGGGACCAAGAGAUGCAUGGCACUGUUAGAAAACAUUGUCUUGAUUAUAUGUCAAAGAAUGCAGAUUUCUAUUCUCAAUAUGUUACUGAAGAUUUCACAACAUAUAUCAAUAGAAAAAGAAUGGAUUCAUGUCAUGGCAAUCACCUUGAAAUUCAAGCAAUAACUGAGUUGUUUAAUCGACCAGUGGAAGUGUACCAAUAUAGUUUAGACCCUAUGAAUACAUUUGAUACUGCCUACAAAACAGACAAUCCUCCUAUACGGCUCAGUUACCAUGGAAAUGUUCACUACAACUCAAUAGUGGAUCCCUAUGCAGCUUCCAUUGGUGUAGGAUUAGGAUUGCCAGGUCUCCAACCUGGGCUGGCGGAAAGAAAUCUCAUGCAUGAUGCUAUCAAAAGUUCAGAAACAUUUCAUAUAGAGCAGACCAUGUUGGAAGAUAAACUGAGAGAAACAGAUUGGGAAGUGACACAAGAAUCAAUAGAUGAGCAAGUGGCCAGAGAGUCAUAUUUGCAGUGGCUCAGAGAACAAGAGAAAUCCACUCGCAGAUCAAAAGGUGCCUCUGCUCGAACUGCCAGUGCAACUUGUAGCUCUACUAGUGAUGUCUCUCACAACUUACUAGAAUCAGCUCCCAUGAGGUCUCCAAGACAACUAAGGAGUGGCAACAGUAGUCCACAACAACAAAUGCAGUCUGAUGACCAAUUUAUUUCAUUGCCUGGCUCAUCCAAAUCUCCACGCCACAGUCCACCCCACAGCUCAGUGAGUGGAGCCAGUGCCAAUGGAGAUGAUAAUAAUUCUGUCUGUAUAAUGGACCACCUACCUCCCACACUUUAUGGUCUUUCUGACUGGAGUGAAGAAGACAUCUUAGCUCAGGUGAUUGCACAAUCACAGCAGGAGUACCUGGACUCCCUGAAGAAAAAAGUGAACACUCCAUCAACUUCUUCCUUUUCAAAUCACCCUUCCACAUCUGCAUCCUCCUCAUCUUUUGCUGGAGAUGGUGCUGGUUGUAGUGGUGCCUCAACUUCUACCAGUUGCAACAAAUAUGUUAGUCACAAGAGCUAACUUUAAGCAAGGUUUUAGAGCUGUGUUAAUUUAAAUUUUAUACUUUGAGUAUUUAAUUUUGUUGUUUUUUUGGUUAUUUCUCAAAUGAUUUUUUUUACAAGAUUGAACACAAAUGAACUCCAUAUAAAUAUAUGCAUUCAAGUGACUAAAGAAGUCAAACAUUGUUUGCUCUCCUAUUGUAUUCCUUUAACCCUGUGUGUGUUUUUCAAUUUUUUAAAAAUCCAUUUUUGAUUUGAGCUUAUAAAGUUUUUUUUUUUUUUCUUUUUGUUUAGUAUAUUUGGACUCAAACAAAAAUGGUUGUCUUUGCUCAUGCUUCCAACACCCGUCCUCUCUGCUCUCUAAUACUUUUGAGUUUUUUUGUGUGUUUUUUUUUUAAUAAAUUUUUCCAGCGAUGCAACAAGAAUUAUAAUUCAUAAUAGAAAUGUGAAAAACUGGUUUGCAACUGCAAGCAAAAGCUUUGGUUUCCAAGUAUAUUUUUAAAAAUGUAUUGAAAAUCUUCAAAUACUGACAUCUUUUACACCUGGCCAAAAUUGCUUUUGAAUUUCAUUCUAGAAUAUCUCUAUUUUUGUAGAAGUAACAAAUGGUUGGAGCAGUCAUGGUUAUUUGGAGUUUUUAUAAUGUUCUAUGUCCAAGCUGUGCAAAUUGUAUCUUUUGAAAACUGGCUUAACUGCAUGUGUACUACUGGUUGAAAAUAUUGAACCGCUUGUCAGUCAUGCAUAAUUAGGAUCUAAAGUUUUCAUUUGUACAUGGCCAAUGAAUCAAACAUAAUCUCAACUCUGCUAUUUAUUACACUUAUAAAAUAUUACUCUUGAACACUUUUUUUUUUUGCACUAAUUGAGUAAUUUCAGUUCCCUAACUUUCUUCUAUAUCUCUUUUUUAAGAACAUUCUAAACUUCAUUUUCAGCAUUUUUUCUUCCCCAUAUGAACUACUAAUAAAUUAGUCAUAAUCAAAACCCUAAUUAGGGAUAUGGUGAUAGUUGUGCAAUCGCAUAUUCUAAUUGUAUCAAAUGAUUAAUAAUUUAAUUUGAAUAAUAACUUUGGCUUUUUGUUUCUUCCCAUUUGUGUACCAAAUACAAUAGAAUGAGGUUUAGCUGUGACCAUAUUGAGAUGCCAUCAUUUUGGUCCUAAUAGCCAGCAUGAACAUGCCUCAUACAGGAGUUUUAUCAUUUUAGCACAUUAAAUGUUUAUUAAACUUUUAUUGCACAAUAUGAACAUACAGCAAAUGUGCAAACAAGAACUACUGUUGCUUACUUACUUUGUUCAUUGACAAAUAAAUUUGCAUACAUGUUUUCUUUUUGAUACACUCUACAACACAAUGGUAGGUAUUUUUCUGCCGAUGUUGAUUGACCACAUCAAAUCAUUUGUCCUCUCAGGAAGUCCAGGAACUAUCUUGCUGAACUACUUUGUAUCCACUCUAAGUGCUGACUUGUGGCUUCUUUUUUCAUUCUCCUUCUUUUGUCUCUUUUUUUUUUUUUUUUUUUAAAUGUAGGUUCAAAUAAGUGAAUAACUUUAAACGUACAUAAUAGAAUUUGCUUUAUUACUCUAGGAUUCGGUCUGAAAAAGCAGUUGGUCCCAUUAACCAGAUUCCACUGUAUUAUAUUAUUUAAUUUAACUAAUUACUUUGGGUUGAAAUAAUUAUUUUUUGGGGGGGGGGGGGUAAUGCAAAGUUAAUUUCCAACUAUUAAUAUGCUCUGUAUGUAGCUAAGUAACAAAAAUAGUAAAUUGUUUUCUGUUUAAAAAAUACUAUUGUGUUGUUUUAAUAAAUGUAUUGUUAAAGAGAGCUUUGGAUAUGUACAAAAGUAGAUGCUGCCAUAAAAAUAAAAAAAUUUAUAGAUCUAUAUAAAUCUCUAGACAGGUUAUGAUUAUAUUUUUAUUUCAAUUUUUUUUACUUUGAGAUUUCUUAUACUAAUUAACUCAUUUAUGAUCAAUUAGAUGGUGAAAAAAAAAAAGGGUUGCUCUGUGAAGUUUCUCUUUUAAACAGAAAACUAGUGAAUGCCUAUUUGUAAAGUUUUGAAACAAUACAUUUCCCAGUUUUUAUGGAAUAUAAUUUUUUCUUAUUGAGAAAUGGUUAACUUUCUAAUGUAAUUUUGUCUAAAACUAGAUCCACUUGAAUAUUUUUGUAAGAUGUCCAAUGAAUUGUCAGGUGUAUUCUUAUCUCAAAUAUAUCUACACCUUUUUUUUUGUUCAGUCCAUGAGGCAAGUCUUGGGUUUUAAGGAAGGAAAAAAAUGUUUGGACUAAAAUGAGAGAGGGACUAUAUGUACUAGAUAAAUUUGAACCUAACAGCAAUCUUAAAAAUCACUUUAAAAGGGAUUGCACUAGCUCGCCUUCUCUGUUUUGACAUUGUGGCUAAAUGUGGAGUUACUCUUAUUUAUUCUUGCUUGGUUUUAUUCAUAAUUUUUUUUUUUAUGAAUGAAAAUUAUUACCCAGAUAAAUUUAAGAUCAAUAAUUAUAUUUUUUUUAUUUUGGGAAAGUUAACAAUUCCUACUGUAUGGUACUCUGACAUAUACUUACUUCCUUUCUUUUGUUUAGCUUCUAUGAAAUGAAACUGUAAGAAUUACAUGGAAAAAGUAAUUUGUUUGGUUUGAUCUUGUUCAAAAUGAGUUGUGUAAUUUUUUUUUAAGGGAAAAUUACACACACAAAUUUUAUUUGGUAUAUAUUUUUAGAAAGGUUAUAAAAAAAAAAGCAUGUAAAACUUUAAAAGUAAUAUUAAAGGGUAGCCUUCAUGAAUCCAUUCUAACAUAAUGUAAAAAUGAUUGGCAUACAUAUAUAUAUGUCACAUGGAUAUUUAUGAAAACUUCAUUAUUACAACAUUAAGAUUGUCCAAGUCAGUCAGCCCUUAUGGUUGUUGUCUAAAAGGGUAUUUCUUAAAUCUUAUGAUAACAAAAUUCAAGUUAAGUAAUUUAAGUUAAGUUUUUAAAACAAUGUUACUUAAUUUUCAAAAUAUAAAAAAAAAACAUUUUUUUAUAAUGACUUUCAGUUGUUUCUACAGAAUUGGAUCACAUCCUAGUUCAAACUUUCUGCAAAGCAUGGGUUCAAACUCAGGACUAUCAUGAGGAAAGUCUGAGGCACAUACCACACACAGUAUGUCAGUAUGUAGGAAAUUUAUAUGUGCCCCAUGUUAGAAAUAUAAACUGCUAGUACUAAUCAUUAGUAGGUUUACUAGAUCUAAAAUCUUAAAAUGUAAUCUAGAGUACUUAUUUUUUUCAAGAAAACUUGAGACAAAUUAAAGAAUUUUUUGAAAAAUUUCUUAAUUGUAAAUAACAUAAAUACAUUAUUUUGGUAGCUUGGACCAUAAUCUAGCUUUACAUCAAUUGAAAUCAUUUUAAUUGUAAGAUUUAUUAAGCUUAAAGAGAUGUUUAUAGUGGAUAAAAAACAUCUUAAAAUUAAUAAAAAAAAAAAAACUGGUGUUUUGAAAGAAGGCAUUGCAGAUUGGUGGCACUAUGACAUCAUAACUAGUUGCCCUCAAACUUUGUACAAUUUUUAGACUUGUUGACAAUUUUUGUCAUUUGCAAAAAAAAUCUAUAUUUUUGCACAUUUUCUGAAAAUAAAGAUUUUUUUUUUGUACUUUGAAAUCAAAUUAAAAAAUCACUAUUAGGCAAGAAUUCUUGAGUGAUUGAAACUUGAGUGAGGCUGUCAAAAAAAAAUCUCAAUUAUUAUUUAUAAUUUAUGCAGAUUUGUUUGAGAUUGUUUUCUCUAAGAUUUUUUUUUGAUUGGUUUGUUUUGAAUUUGGAGCAUUAUUUUUAUUAACUUUAACCAAAGUAACAAGGCAACAUCCAAUGCAUUGCCUUGAUUCUUUCAUUCAAACAUUUUUCUAAAAGAAAUAUUUGCUUUUUUCUUCUUAAAAGAGUCAGUCUUGACUUAUAAACUUGUUGAGAUAAUGAAUGUGAGUAAAGAGGAAACGUUUUGAAAUAGAGGACAUAGGAACUAGUUUCUAUUGCAAAAUGUUCAAGGCUUAGUGGCUUUCUGAAUUGAUCAUGUAUAGAGUAGAGCUGGAUGUAUUUAGGAAUGUUUUGAAUCCUGAAUAAAAUGUUGCCUUCCAUCAUGACCCAUGACCUUUGAAACAUCUGCCUAGGACCUAGUGCUUGGACACAUCCUUAGUGUUUGAAACUUUAAAAAAAAACAUAAUUUCUGUAUCACUGAUAAAAUGUUUAGAGUUUAGAACUAUUUGAAAACAAAAAUGUCUUUCCUGUGAUAUGAAUGUAUUAUUAAAAAAAGACAACUCUGUCAGUGGAGUUAUUCGGACCUGAAAUGUUUUUGUGAUAAAAGUAUUUCAUAUGUAGAUUGUCUUAUUACAACUGUUUCUAGUGCUAGAUGAUAUGUUUUUAAUCUAGUACCAGCCUAGUUCUGGUGUACUUGAGAGAGGAAGUUUAGUAGGACAUUUCAUUGAAUACAUUGCAUUUGUUGUUUCAAUUGAAGGUGCAUUCAGAAGAUUAUGCAAUAAUCCUUGACUAUGUCACAACACAGAUCUAUAACCUUGUGAUUCUAGAAUCUAUUCACCUAGUGUAGUCUGUUGUUUUAUUCUGCAUUCUUUUUUUUUUCUUUUGAACCACUGGAUCAUUGUAUAGAAUCUGCUGAUGUAUCUUGAUCUAUAGUUUGUGUUUCAUUUUGGAAUGUUUAGUAAUACAGAAUAAUUUUGAAUCAUGUUUAUUUUCUAUUCUGCUUUUUUUUUCCUCUUUUUUUCAUUGAUGCUAAAAGUGAUCAAUUGGUCAAUUAAACACACAUUAUUAAGUUGAA